Molecule: messenger RNA, 1377 nt
Organism: Colletes gigas
Lineage: Eukaryota; Metazoa; Arthropoda; Insecta; Hymenoptera; Colletidae
Product: mitochondrial ornithine transporter 1
Exons: 5
Coding region: 232-1176 (314 amino acids)
Biological process (GO): mitochondrial L-ornithine transmembrane transport
Molecular function (GO): L-ornithine transmembrane transporter activity
Source: RefSeq, a predicted model, not a curated record
ACGUAUGUGGAAAUGUGUGUUCACAAUCUUACAGAAAUAAAACCUUAUAAGACAAUGGGAUUAGUAUGAAUAGAGUAUUAGUGAUUUAUUUACAAAUGUACUUCUCUUCUUUUUUCUUAUCAAACAAGGACCAGUUGAUAACAAACACUUGAAGUGGAUCAACGUGUUAACCUAUUAACCUAUUAUUUCGUUUAAGAAUCAAGGAUCAUUUAUUAAUUUAAAGAUUUAACAAUGCCGUUUGAAUAUACAGAAAAAGAAAGUCAGCGUUUAAAAAAUCUAAGAGCCGGUUUAAUUGAUUUUAUUGCUGGAUCAUUUGGUGGGGUAGCGCUUGUAUUUGUUGGACAACCAUUAGAUACUGUUAAGGUAAAAAUGCAAACAUUCCCUUCGUUGUAUAGGGGAAUGGUAAAUUGUUUUCUACAAACAUUUAAAACGGAUGGAGUAAUGCGUGGUUUAUAUGCAGGAACAGUGCCUGCAAUUGUUGCUAACGUCGCUGAGAAUUCAGUACUCUUUGCAGCGUAUGGAGGGUGUCAAAAAGCUAUUUCUAAUUUAUUAGGUGUAAAAAAAGUAGAGGAUCUAACUUCCAUUCAGAAUGCCUGGGCUGGAUUUUUUGCUGCCUUUUUUUCUUCGCUAACAUUGUGCCCAACAGAGCUAAUAAAAUGUAAACUACAAGCUAUGAGAGAAAUCCAAAGUGAAAUGGCAAUGUCAAUGGCUACAGUUAGGAAACAAAUUGGGCCAUGGCAAUUGACGAACCAAAUCAUUAAAGAACAAGGGAUAAAAGGUCUAUUUACUGGUUUAUCGUCGACUAUAGCGCGCGAAAUGCCUGGAUAUUUCUUUUUUUUUGGAGGUUAUGAAAUCACGAGGGAACUUUUGGCAAAGCCAAAUCAAAGUAGAGAUGAUAUCGGAUGGCAGAAAACAAUGGUAGCUGGUGCUGUGGGUGGUACUGUUUUAUGGUUUGUAAUAUUUCCAGCAGAUGUAAUUAAAAGUAGAAUACAGGUAAAAAAUUUAAAAACGCCAGCAUUGGCGGUCAUGAAAGAUAUUGUCAGGAACGAAGGCGUCGGUUCUUUGUACAAUGGUUUAAAACCAACACUAAUUAGGACAAUACCAGCGACGGCAACAUUAUUCGUAACUUACGAAUACACUAAGAAAUUUAUGAAUAACUAUUUUGAAAAAUAUUGACGAAAGAAACUAUAUUUAUUAAUUUGUAUUAUAUGAAAUGAAAAAAGUGUGUUUACUUGAAAAGUUACAUACAUACAAUCAUUUCCAUCACAUCAACGUACAUUUUUCACGUCGUUGUAAAUAAUAUAAGAAAUUAUAAUAAACUUAUUCAGUAUUCAAGAAUAAUUAUGGGAAUAUUUAGUAAUUUAGCGAUCAUUUCAU